This is a messenger RNA of Lizanozyma spartinae, 912 nucleotides long. It is a transcript of the gene YHM2, whose product is annotated as Yhm2p. The coding region runs from base 1 to 912 and encodes 303 amino acids. The record is from RefSeq and is a predicted model, not a curated record. Gene Ontology annotation, molecular function: tricarboxylate secondary active transmembrane transporter activity. Lineage: Eukaryota; Fungi; Ascomycota; Pichiomycetes; Serinales; Debaryomycetaceae. Gene Ontology annotation, cellular component: mitochondrion. Gene Ontology annotation, biological process: mitochondrial citrate transmembrane transport; alpha-ketoglutarate transport. The transcript has a single exon.
AUGAGUGAGGUAGCUAAGAUUGAAAAGAAGCCAAUCAACUUCAGCAACAUCCUCUUGGGUGCAGGGUUGAAUCUUGCUGAAGUUACCACAUUGGGACAACCAUUAGAAGUUGUUAAGACUACUAUGGCAGCUAAUCGUAAUCUUGGGAUUCUUGGAGCCACUAAGGUUGUUUGGUCUCGUGGAGGAGUUAGUGGAUUUUACCAGGGGCUAAUUCCCUGGGCUUGGAUUGAAGCAUCCACCAAAGGGGCGGUACUUUUAUUUGUGUCAGCUGAAGCUGAGUAUAGAUUAAAGACUUUAGGUAUGAGUAACUUUGUUAGUGGUAUGGGAGGUGGUGUUGCAGGUGGGUUGGCUCAAGCUUACUUAACCAUGGGGUUCUGUACUUGUAUGAAGACAGUUGAGAUCACCAGAUCCAAACAAGCACAUGUCCCAGGAGCCGUGCAACAAACCUCCUUCCAAGUGUUUAGAGAAAUCUUUAGAAAGGAAGGUAUUAGAGGGAUCAAUAAAGGAGUCAAUGCUGUUGCCAUAAGACAAAUGACCAAUUGGGGUUCAAGAUUUGGGUUCAGUAGAUUGGCUGAAGAAGGUAUUAGAAAAUUAUCUGGUAAAGUUAAUGGUGAAAGUUUAAAUGCUUGGGAAAAGAUCUUGGGUAGUGUUGUUGGUGGUGGAUUAAGUGCUUGGAAUCAACCUAUUGAAGUCAUUAGAGUUGAAAUGCAAUCCAAAACCAAUGAUCCAAAUAGACCUAAAAACUUAACUGUGGGAUCUGCUUUUAAGUAUAUUUAUCUGAAUAAUGGUGUUAAAGGCUUAUACCGAGGUGUUACUCCAAGAAUUGGUUUGGGUGUUUGGCAAACAGUUUUCAUGGUAGCAUUUGGUGAUAUUUUCAAGAAAAUGUUGAAUGCCAAUGGAUCAGGUCAUUAA